Molecule: messenger RNA, 843 nt
Organism: Trypanosoma theileri
Lineage: Eukaryota; Euglenozoa; Kinetoplastea; Trypanosomatida; Trypanosomatidae
Product: alkylated DNA repair protein alkB like protein 7
Exons: 1
Coding region: 1-843 (280 amino acids)
Biological process (GO): fatty acid metabolic process; DNA damage response
Cellular component (GO): mitochondrial matrix
Source: RefSeq, a predicted model, not a curated record
AUGAAAAGAGGAUGUAUAUUUUUUGAGAAGCUUUCCAGUUAUGUCUCGUUGCGGUAUGCCCCGAGUUUUCGGCAGCCCCAACCUUCUGAAGUAGUGGGAGUCUCUACCAAAUUAAUUCCUUCUGAUUGCGUUCCUGCGUUUGUGAUUCCCAACGUUAUUACAGAAAGGGAAGAAAAGGCUCUCCUUUCUCUUGUUGAACCGUGGUUCGCCCGCCUCCCAUACAACGACGGACAUGCCGAUUCUCUGAUACAUCAUUUUAAAGAAUUCUAUCGCUCUUACAAGGGGUUGGUGGGAGAUGCGGCGUCGGAGGUAAAGGGUAACACGUGCGAAACGCGAAAUGGGGAAAAAGACUUCCAACUUUGCCACACUGCUUUAAAAAAAUGCCGGGGGUUAGCGGCAGAAUAUCUCUCAAACAUUCCCUUGGACGAUAGGGUUCAUUUUUUGCGAUUAAGCGGAAAUGGGUUUAUUCGGGCACAUGUUGAUGAAAGUAGAAAUUCAAGUGGAAUUAUCGCCGGCGUUUGCCUUGGAUCCGCACGCGUGAUGACGCUGACGCAUCCAAAAUACCCUGGGGAAAGGGUGGAAUUAAUGCUUGCACCGCGGUGUUUCUACAUUCUUAUCGGAACGGCGAGAUAUGAGUGGGAACAUAGCACCGAUUGGGUUGAAGACGAUGCCGAGCACCUUGAACGCGCACGCGGCCGCAGAGUGGUUGAAGGAACCCCACUUAUUUUUGAUGGGAAAGAAACGGAAUUCAGGAGGGGAGAACGGACAGCUGUAAUAUUCCGCGGCGUUUCGCCUAUGGAGUUGUUGCUCUCCAGGUCCGGGCGCGGGCGGGCAGAACGAUAG